Molecule: messenger RNA, 5059 nt
Organism: Periophthalmus magnuspinnatus
Lineage: Eukaryota; Metazoa; Chordata; Actinopteri; Gobiiformes; Gobiidae
Gene: dlgap4a
Product: discs, large (Drosophila) homolog-associated protein 4a
Exons: 10
Coding region: 37-3291 (1084 amino acids)
Biological process (GO): signaling
Cellular component (GO): postsynaptic specialization; glutamatergic synapse
Molecular function (GO): molecular adaptor activity
Source: RefSeq, a predicted model, not a curated record
CUGUAAACACUGACCUGAUGCGUUGAGGGCUCCAUUAUGAAGGGCUUAGGAGCAAACCGCAGCCGCCACCUGUCCGACUCCUGCGAACCGCCCGGGUGCACCCAAAAAGCACUCUGCCCUCUGAGUCCCGACACCCAUGGCACCUUCCUCCUCAGCCCGACCCUCAACCACUACGGCACGCUGGACCCCCACCUACACCAGUGCCUCCCCACCAGUCCGACCUCCCUCACCCCUGACUGCCUGUUACCAUUCGGGCCUAUAUCUAACAGCAGUACGUUUCCGAGACUGCAUUUUACCACGCAGAGUGAUCAGUCAGAAUGCCCCCAAGCGUGCAUGAGUGGGACAGGGACCGUGGGACAGGGUGGAAGGGCGCUGACCCAGUCUUUAUCUCUUGGAAUGGGUUUGGGCUUGGGGCUUUCUGGAGCUCCGAUGAUCACCAGCGGAUCCGCAACUAUCUCUUCCUCCGCAGCUGCUAAAAUGAACAGGCUACCGGCGAACCUUUUGGACCAGUUAGAAAGACACCUGCCGCUACACCGCGACGGCUUCAGUACCUUGCAGUUCCACCGGGGGCGCAUGUCCAAACAGCGCAGCGAGAGUCCAGGGCGUAUCCGUCACCUGAUGCAUUCGGUUCAAAAACUUUUCGCCAAGUCGCAAUCUUUGGAAAACUCAGCACUUAAGGGCAACUUGAAUGGCCGUUCACUUAGUGGGGCGGGGUCGGGUGAUGAAGGCGGGAGACAAAGCCGUAGAAGCAAGAGUAAAGAUAGGGCUAAGUCUGAAAUGCCAAGACAGAGAAUCCGUUCCACAGCUUUGGGUGGGCUUUGGGGUUCGGAUGACGCAUUGGACGUGGAUACAACCAAAUCGGGGACGCUCGCUAUGGGCUACCGCAACCCGUUGACCAUGAUGACGCUAGGCAGGGCAGUUUCGGACAGCCAGGCGAGGCAAAUCCCACAGGGCUACAACACUAUAUCUGCACACACGCUCAAGACCUCCAAAAGCAGCAGUGACCUCAAGUUUUUAGCGUGUCCAACGGCGCCGAUGGGAGGAUGUAAGGAUGAGGAGGGGAGGUUCAGGGGAAGUAAAGAUGACAUGUUGGUGAAAAGGGGGUCUUGGUCUACGCUGACGUUGACCCAGGCCAGGCAGGUUUUACAGAAGGGCUCUGCCACAGUGAACAGGACUCUACUCAAGACAAAGUCCUGCCACCAAGACAUGACUAACCAGUUUCUUCAGGUAGGAGGGUCUGUCCCGUCUGGAGACUGGGCAGGCACCCUGGGUCACGGACGGGGUAAGGGCACUGAGAUCCCGUGUCGAAGGAUGCGCAGUGGCAGUUAUGUGAAAGCCAUGGGGGACCUGGAGGACAGCGAGGACUCAGAGGGAAGUCCCAAACCGUCUCCGAAGAGCGCAGCGAGGAGACAGAGCUACCUGAAGGCAACGCAGAGGUCCCUGAGCGAGCAGCAGCCCCCUCCACCUCCUCGCAACUCCCUGCCCUGUCUCAAAGAGCUGACCACGAAUCGGAGCCUGGAUAACCUGGACUGUCUGGUGAGUCCAGUGGAAACACAGCCACGACACAGGAGCGAGUUCAGCUACUGCUCUGCUACUCUGGGAAGGAGCUCUCAGGUGUGUGUCCAGAGCUGUGGUCACUCGGGGCCGUACGGUGAGGGGGAGUCCCAGGCCGUGGAGGCUCUGGACCUGCCCGCUCCCACCUGUUUCCGCUCACGCUCCCACAGUUACCUGAGGGCCAUCCAGGCCGGCUGCUCCCAGGACGACGACACUUCUGUGGACUCCGACUCCCCUCCGCCCACCGCAACCAGCUACUGCUACAGCUCCAGCACACUCAACAACAGGAAAGCCCCCCCUCCAGUCCCACCCCGCACCACGUCCAAACCCCUCAUCUCCGUCACUCUCCAGAGCAGCACUGAAUCAGCCCAGGACACAUACUACGACCAGCAAGAUCGCGGCAGUGAAGCCAACAGCCAAUCAGGACGCAGCAACUCCUCGGACAGCCUCUGUAGCAUCCGCACGGGCAGCCUGGCAAAGGGCACCUACCCGACUGGUAUCAUCACACCAGCUGUUCCGGUGCCCAUCCCUAUUGCCACCACUGUUGUACCUCCUGUCCCUGCCCCAAGGGAUUUACCCCCAAACACAACUGCCCCUGCUAUUGCUGCUGCUGCUUCGACUGCCACUGCUAGUACUGCUACAGCUAAUACAGCUACUGCAACCACCUCAACUUCUACACAGUGUCAACAUGACACCCUGACUCCCAUUAUCACCCUUGACGAACCGCCAACAGCACCCAAAAGAAAGCUGUCUUCUAUUGGAAUACAGGUGGAUUGUAUUUUGCCAGUCCCAAGAGAAGAGCCACUCCCCUUAACAGCACCUUUAAAAUUCCAGUCCAUUGGGGUUCAAGUGGAGAACGGCAGGCCUCUGAGCAGAGACAACAGCAUGGCCUCCAGACAAAACACAGUGACUGAGCCGCUGGAGCCACAGGAGACCAAUUGUGUCAACACUGAGAAGGCAAACUGCACCACUACCAACGGACAAGACAAGCCUCAGCCUCUUCAAAAGACUGCCUCCUCCAGGAUAUGCUCCCCUCCCGAGUCUCUGGACCCUGCGCUGGACCCUUCUUCUUUGCCCCCGCCAGACCCCAGCCUCCAGACGGGCAACGGCAGCACGACGGCUCACGGCGAUGACCCCCAGUCCAGCACGCCCGCCUGCGCCAGGGACGGGAACUGGUUUCUCAAGCUCCUCCAGGCUGAGACAGGGCGCAUGGAGGGCUGGUGUCAACAGAUGGAGCAGGAGACCAAAGACAACCAACUGUCAGAGGAAGUACUAGGGACGAUUCGAAGCGCCGUCGGCAGUGCUCAGCUCCUGAUAUCACAGAAGUUCGAACAGUUCAGGGGACUGUGCAAUGAGAACCUGAAAAUAGAUGCUAACCCCAGGCCCACAGCGCAGGACCUCGCAGGGUUCUGGGAUUUGCUACAGCUCUCAAUAGAAGACAUCAGUAUGAAGUUUGAUGAGCUUUACCAGCUAAAGGCCAACAACUGGCAGCUUCCAGAGAAGACUGAAAAGAAGGAUGAAACCAAGCUUCCAUCAUCGGUGCCAAAGAAGCAGUGUAAGCCCAAACUGGCAGCGGGGAAGGACCGGAGCGUGGACAGUGCCGUGGACAAGCAGAGACAGGAGGCGCGGAAACGACUAAUGGCGGCGAAGCGGGCGGCGUCCGUGAGGCAAAACUCGGCCACAGAAAGCGCAGACAGCAUCGAAAUCUACGUCCCCGAAGCUCAAACGCGGCUCUGAGGACAAACCGGCGCUGAUCACCAUGACAACCCUCUUUGGACAUUUGACACAGACACAAAUUUGAGGACACAAGUCUAUUGGAUGCACUGAGGCUGAUCCAAAAGACGUGGGAUCAAGCGGCAUCAAUAUGAUCCAGUGUAAGCAGAUUUACCACCCUGCUGCCAUUGGACAGAACUCCAGAUGUUUAAUACUAUUGUUAUUAUUGUUAUUAUAAUAAUUAACAUAUAUCAAGACUUCUUACAUGUGCAAAUAUCUUGAAUAAGGACAACCCUGUACCUUGUGAACUGGUUCUUGGUAUCCCUGUGCAGAGUCUAUGGGCAGGCUGUCGGGCUGAGCGACCAUCUCCACUCUCAGGACACACAUGCAGCAGGUGCACUGUCCACCGUCUUCCUCUUCUCUGUCCCCGCUCUUUGUAAUAGGCUGCCAAUCACUGAUACCACAAGACAAGAUGGCGUUCACUCAGAGGUUAAAACGCAGAGAACUAGAGGAAGGCAGUAGCAUAUAUAUUAUAAAGAUCACACUAUUACAAUGUUUAUUUUGUAAAUGUUGUAUACCAAGAUUAUUUGUUAGAAAGAGGUCCGUGUUGAGUACCAAGGUAGUUUUUUAUAGCUUAAAUACAUGUACUAUCAUGACAUAUUAGCACUUGAUGCAACAAUCAUCACUCUGCUUGUCUCUUCCUCUCUUCACAAACACAACUAGUGUCUGUGAAAACUCAUAAAAGUCUUACAAUUUUUUAUUUCCAUGACUACACACGAGGAGUGACUGCCAGCCUGUGAUCCACUGUGGAAUGUAUGAAAUGUUUGCGUUCAAAGAUCAUAUGAACUUGAUCACUGCACUUAACCCAUCCAUGCCCAAUCAAGUCCUCUCCUCUUUCACUGCAUCCGUCUGCGAUGUAGGGGACCAAGACACAAUCCAUAUGUCAUAUAUUCAUGUGUAAGGCAUUCCCAAUCAGCUGAUUGUGCUCGGGUGGGGGUUGUACGCUCCUUGAAAGGCAAAUGAACAAGCAAUAAUAAAAUGUAUUGGAUCAAUGCAUAAAAUAACCACAAUAUUCUUCACUGCAGCAUGAAGGUUUAGUACUGACAGCUAUCUAAACUCUCAGGAUUUAAGGGUGCACUGUGUAACUUUUCCAGCAGGGAGUUUGCCACUUGCUUGUCUCCAUGAAGAUGUUGUUGAAAUGUUCCACGGUAUGACAUUAAACAUAUCUAUCUUGCAUUAAUUAUUAUUUUAUGCUCCAAAAUGUAUUGAGAAUACAUACAUCUUACUGUGAGUGUGCUUGCCUCUCACAGAUUUGACUUGUAAGUUGGAAUGGUAUCUUGCCUCCAAUUUAAUGUCAUACUGUGUAACAUUCUAGGCAAAUCAGUAACAUCUCCAUGGAGACAAGCAGGUGACAUACUCCCCACUAGAAAACUUCCACAGUGGACCUUUAAGCUUAGACAAUGAAACCACUAUUGAAGGAUUAUUUAUUACGUUGUAGAGCUUAAACGUGCGGUGUUAGGGAAAUAAUGGCUUGGUUGACUUAAUUUGAUUGCCAAAUCACUCUCUGGGCGGACUCUUCAGCAGCAGCUCCCACCCUUUGUAUGAAAUCUGUGGUACAUUUUUUAUUUAAGUCUCAUGUUAAUGUAAUAUUUUUGUGACAUAUGAAAUAAAGGCCAGCCUUAGCAUGGCGUGGCCUUUUACGUAGAAUAUAUAAUGGUGCUGUGAGGGGUUCAGGCCAACAUGGCAGUGGUCUACAUUUCAUUGUUGUUAUUAUUAAAAUGAUUUAUUUAAA